Messenger RNA from Lotus japonicus, 619 nucleotides. RefSeq lists its product as uncharacterized. The record is from RefSeq and is a predicted model, not a curated record. Lineage: Eukaryota; Viridiplantae; Streptophyta; Magnoliopsida; Fabales; Fabaceae. Gene Ontology annotation, biological process: xylem development. Bases 45 to 434 code for a protein of 129 amino acids. The transcript has 2 exons.
UAUCCUCUAAUUGUGAUACUUCCACUGAGGAAAGUGGCUGGACCAUGUACUUUGAGGAAUUCUUUAAUGACCAUCAUCAUAAUAAUCACAAUUGUUCCAUGUCUUUAUCUGUUGUUGCUAGCUCCUCCCAUAUUGUCUCUGAUGCCACUUCCUUGGUAGAGAAAAAAAUUCCUAGUGGCGAACAUGUUGAGGAGCUUUCUUCUUUGAAUGAAAACGACAAGAGAUCAAGUUUCAAGAGGAGGAGGAAUAUUAUAGAAGCUUUGGUUGAUGAGGCUUUGGAAGACACAGCAACUUCUUGUCUCAAUAGUCCCAAGGAGAAAGGCAAUACCUCAGGACAAAAAGAAGGGCGAAAAGAAUUGAUGAGUUUUAAUAAUGAGAGGGAUAGCGACCGCACGGCGGAACAACAGAAGAGAGAUCUUUGCGUAGUUCCUUAGCCAAUGGUAGCAAAUUAACUAUCUUGGUUGAUUAGUUUUAUGUGAAUUAUUCAUCCAUCUCAUUGAAAUCUAGACUAUUUGGUAACAUUCAAAUAUGAUGAUGUCAUAAGUUAACUAUAUAUCUCAAAAGUUUGAGCGGGUGGGUGACAAAAUUUGUGAUUUUGAUACAUUAUAUUCACACACAC